AUGCAGGAGGCGAAGGUCAGCCACCGCGGCACUUCAGACUCAUUGGUGCAGGAGUUGGUGAACGGAGUCCGGGCAAGAAGGGCUGCGCUGUCCGCAGAGUCUGAUCCUGGCUUCCGCCAGCUUGACACCCUUCCCAUAGCCAAACUCAAGCAAGACGAAAUCGAGCUCACAAGGAAGAUCUUCGCACGAGUGGAUGCAGAGCGAGAUGUCACGUCCGACUCCAAAAAGUAUGAGAUUAAGCACAACAUCGAUCCGUACUGGAGCCCGUUUCACCAAGUGCAAGAUCUGAAACAGCAGGUCACGGCGGAGUUCGACGAGUACCAAAAAAUUGUGGGUGCUGCUGAAGCCAAGCGGACUCGGAUCCAGAUCAAAAGAAGCUUGGCCAGGAUGGCCUCCGUUCGGAAUCCCUACACCUCCUCUUUCCGCAGCUACCACAAGCGUGAGAUGCCGGAGAUGCCGCCGAAGCCGUUUCGACUGCCCGACACUUUCUGGGAGCCAACGCCGCUGCAGGCUCAGCUUGCAAAAGAAAAGAUUACAUUUCGUGACCUCGAUAUCAUCCAGCACUUCUUGGCUGACAACGGGUACAUCCUGCCACGACGGACGACCAUGCUGUCUCGGAAGAAGCAGAAGGAACUCGUGGCGGCCGUCGUGACGGCACAGCACAUGGCCUUGCUCCCGUACAGGGCGAAGCUCAAGGAUUACCAGGUUAUGCCAUUGAUGGAUCCCCUUCAGUGGAUGGCUGAUCGGCUGACGGAUCGUGUCCUCGAGGAAAGGGAUCUUCGAAGCCGUGCAAUGCUCCAAGUCAUGAUGGAGAGAUACCCCGAGCUCAACUACCGAAACUUCCUGAAGCACGAGGCGGUUCCCUGA
Molecule: messenger RNA, 867 nt
Organism: Symbiodinium sp. CCMP2456
Lineage: Eukaryota; Dinophyceae; Suessiales; Symbiodiniaceae
Source: the annotation of a GenBank genome assembly